AUGAAAAUUCUGGUUUCGUGGUUUCAAAGAGAGAAAUCAAAACAAAAGAAAGCAGUGGGACUGGGAAAGAUUUUACUAGUAUCAAACAAUUCAUUAUCUUCCCUGCCUGACGAAAUGUGCCGAAUGUCCCAGCUGACGGAACUGGACGCUUCUUGUAACCAGUUGACCCAUUUACCUCCUCGUUUGGGCGAGUUGAAGUCACUCCAAUCUUUGGUUCUCCGUAACAACCUCUUGUUAGCCGUGCCAAUAGAAUUGACCUAUUUGAAGUUGGUGAGGCUGGACCUCAGAGCCAAUAGGAUCAGCAAUCUUCCCAUCGAAUUAAGAAAUAUAUCGAGUUUAAUAGAGUUGUUAGUUGAUGAUAACCCUCUCACUAGUCCUCCGGCGAGUUUGUGCAAGCGUGGCAGAGUGCAUAUAUUCAAGUAUCUAGAGUUAGAAGCAUUAAAAUUUGACAGGCGACCGGAUUCGAACGGUGGAACGCUAGGUAGGAGGCCGAGAAGAAGUGGUGCGGGUUCAUCACCAGGACCUCUACACCUUACCGAUAGACUGAAACACAAAAGGCAUAAUGUAGAUAGCGGUUACAGUACAAGUAGUGAUUGUUAUGACAAACGAUGGUCUCAGGAAAUAACUAUAAGAACAGGAGACCAAAAUGGUACCCAAUCAACCUUAUCCACACCUUCAACAUUAUCACCAGCUCACGAAUCAAACAAUGAUGAGGAAGUUGGAAAAGUUAACGAGUUAGAUAAAGUCGACGGCCUAAAAUCCAGAGAAUAUGCCAGUGUACGUCUUAGUCCGUGUCCUGACAGUUUUUCUAACAGUAAUGGAACUGAUGAUAGAAAACCUUUACAUCAAAUUCAAACCUACAGGACAAAGGACGACCAAAGUUAUAAAACGGAACCAAAUACCCCAACCCAUCACGUAGCUCCAUCUCAAACUCUAGCCACCUCCCGAUCUGAUCCUACUCCUCUAAAUUCCGCCUUUAGUAAUCCCAAAACAAUUUUCGACGAUACUAGUCCCACCAAAAAGCCCGUGCAAAAAGUUCAACCCUCCAGAACGUAUUCUCCAGUCCACAUGAAUGGAGUAAGUGAUAAUAGAAACGGCUCGCCGAAAAUAAGCAAUUACGUCAAACCGAAAUCACCCAUGAAAGGAUCGUCAGACAUAAUGUCACACGAUAAUGUGCCUACCGUUAAAUCUGUGAUUACUAAUGGAAAGAGCUCCCCCAAAUUGGGAUUCCAUUCAACGCCGAGGAGUCCGAAAACUACGAAGAGUAUUAGUUGGAACCACGACGCCAAUAAUGACAAACUGUCAUUUACCAUGAGGAGAGAGAUAGAUAAGGCGAAGGAAGAGACUGAUCUUAUUAAUCAGUUAAGAAAUGUAAUUGAAACUAGACUGAAAAUGGCUUUGCCAGAAGAUUUGGCUCCAGCUUUGACAGACGGAGUAGUGUUGUGCCAUUUAGCAAACUAUAUCAAACCUAGAUCUGUAGCCAGUAUUCAUGUACCAUCUCCAGCAGUUCCGAAAUUGACGAUGGCUAGGUGUAGAAGAAACGUUGAUAAUUUCAUAGAAGCUUGUCGAAAGAUUGGAGUAGAUGAGAAUCUUUUAUGCUGUGCUGCAGACGUACUGGAAGGUAAAGGUCUAGUGCAGGUAGCAGUCACGGUGACUGAACUUUUAAGGUUUCAUAUGCCUAGAUCUCCUCUGCAUACAACGUCAGUAUCCACUAUUGUUUAG
Molecule: messenger RNA, 1722 nt
Organism: Diabrotica balteata
Lineage: Eukaryota; Metazoa; Arthropoda; Insecta; Coleoptera; Chrysomelidae
Source: the annotation of a GenBank genome assembly